Molecule: messenger RNA, 1094 nt
Organism: Seminavis robusta
Lineage: Eukaryota; Bacillariophyta; Bacillariophyceae; Naviculales; Naviculaceae
Source: the annotation of a GenBank genome assembly
CUCAAACCAGCUAGGACUCUGGUGCGACUUAGAAUUAAGUCAUUCGCACCCUGGCUGGCUCAAUCACCGACAAUCUUCGCCGCUCCAUCUUCAAAGACAUCAAAGCUCACAAUUUGAGAACGCAACAAACCAAAAAGCUUCCAACAAUCAAACCACCGCAACACCGCUACCGUACACACCAACAACUAUGAGCUUCUACCAACUUCCCGAUAACUUUACACCCGGCGACUAUGACGUUGUCAUCGGCAAGGGCAAAAAGUACUUCUUCCACAAAGGGAAUGCAAUGUUGAGAAACAUUGCUGCCUCGAUGCUGGAAGAGUAUUCCAGGUCAAAGACAAAGCUUGACAAAUCCUUGAUUAUCUCUGAUGUCGCUGAACAUGUGCGGGCUCAAGGUAGUUUCGUGAAACGAGACAACGCUUCGGACAAAUGGGUUCUAGCUGAAGACUUGCUUUGCCGUGAAAAGAUAUCUGCUGUCUUCCGAGAUGCCAUGCAUCAACGAUGCAGAAGCAGUACCCCUUCCACAUCUGGCAAGAGGGCGCUUCGUCGUGCAGAAGAACAGCAAAGCAGAGCAUUUGAUCCUUUGCCCAUGCUCCAGUGGAAGAAUCAGAUUCCCUCCUCCUUCACAUUCGAAUCAUCACGUCCCUCUUUCCUCCUAGAAAAAACUCAAUCUGAAACCCCAUUUCCAUCCUUGGCAACAGCUGCUGCAACUUCUCCAAAAACCGAUAUCUUCUCGAUCUUCUCAGUUGCGAUGGCAGACAUCACCGAAGAGGGCGAUCCCUUUGAACCCAAGCCUUUGUAUGAAGGUCCAGCGUCUGCCUAAGCAACUAGGGCAGGGUGUGUAUAAUAGAUUUAUAGGUUGACUUUAUAACUACAACUAAAGUAAAAGCUUUCACGAAGCAAUUGUGGCCUAGUUUGUUCACAGCGGUACUGCAUGGUUCUAUAGAACCCAUCUCCCAAAACAGAUAACUAUGUCUAGCUUUGGAAUGAAGGCAAUAUCCUACACAGCCGCUCUGUCAACUCUGCUCUUGAUCGAUUGAGAAGGCGUUCAUACAUCUAGCGCAACCUUGUGCCAGGUUGAUGGUUGCAGGUCAGGU